Molecule: messenger RNA, 1977 nt
Organism: Protobothrops mucrosquamatus (brown spotted pit viper)
Lineage: Eukaryota; Metazoa; Chordata; Lepidosauria; Squamata; Viperidae
Gene: CRACR2A
Product: calcium release activated channel regulator 2A
Exons: 17
Coding region: 1-1935 (644 amino acids)
Molecular function (GO): calcium ion binding; GTP binding; GTPase activity
Source: RefSeq, a predicted model, not a curated record
AUGGCCUUCACCGCUACACUAAACUGGCUCUACCGCUUUAUUACUCAGCUAGGCUCCACGGGCAGUCACCACUUGCCCCAGAAGAGCUGGAGAGAGUAUUUGACACGCUGGAUGCAGAUGGCAACGGCUCCCUUACGCUGGAAGAAUUCACCACCGGAUUCAAGGCUCCACGGGCAGUCACCACUUGCCCCAGAAGAGCUGGAGAGAGUAUUUGACACGCUGGAUGCAGAUGGCAACGGCUCCCUUACGCUGGAAGAAUUCACCACCGGAUUCAGCCAGUUUUUGUCUGGGAGGAAGGAAUCCUUGGCCGAGGCCCGUGGAACUGGAACCAGCUUCCAUCCUAAAGCGAAGGGGAGCGUCGCAGAAGGACACGAGGAAGAAGAGCAGUUUUCCAAUCUUAUGGAACGGCUUGGAGCCGGGAGUAUCUUGAAGGACAAAAUGUCCGCCUACGAUGACGAGAUCCAGCGACUGUAUGAAGAAAUGGAGCAGCAGAUCAAGACCGAGAAGGAAAAAGUCGUGUUGGAGGGCACUGAGAAGUUCCAGUCCCGGCACCAGGAACUGGAGAAAAAACUUGUCGAAAAGGAGAAGGAAUUGGAGCAACUGUUUCAGAAGCAGAAAACAUUGGACAAACAAUGCAAAGAGCUACGUAAUGUUAGGUCUGACACUACCACAGAAAAUACCAAAUUGAGGGUUACUAACCAAGAGCUUCUGAAUUCGCUGGAGAGAACCUCAGAGGAGUUAAUUAUUGCCCAACAGCAGCUGCAAAUACUUCAGGAUGAAGCUAAAAAUCUGCAGGAAGAAAAGGAAAUUGAGGUUUGCCGAGUGACAGAAAUAUUAGAGAGGGAGAAAUUAGGACUUCUUAAACAAUUGGAUUUUUUGAGGGAAAGGAACAAACAUCUGAGUGACCAACGCGACGUGUGCCUUCAGCAGAAAUUCGGGCACGAGGCACCUGUCAGUCGGAAGCAACGGUCGGGCUCCAUUAUCGGCAAAUAUUUGGAAAGAGGUUCGUCGAAGAGCGAGCCUUCGGAAGACGAGACCUUUAGCGCGUCCCAGAUAAGAAGUUCCCAGAGUGGGAAUGUCGAUCUGUCAUUGGAUUCCGAGCCCCAUAAGCCUGGGGGGCAGAUCCAGAGGAAGCCAUUCAGAAGGCUAAUAUCCAUUGAGGAAGACCAUCUGCCUCACCUUCUGAUUAGGAGUGAGAGGCAACUCAUUGGAUGGUCUGAAGAAGAUGGAGGGGAACCAGGACCGGGUGUGAAUGGAAGUCAACGGCAGCCACCGGCGGAACAGUGUCAUGCCUCAUCUAGGGAAGAGCCUGUCGGAAAAGAAACGCUGACACAUGUUGAAGUGUUGCGCACGGCUCCGGAUCGUAUUUUCAAGAUAGUUCUGGUGGGGAAUUCAGCUGUGGGGAAAACUUGCUUUUUAAAGCAAUUCUGCGAAGAACGUUUUUCUCCAGGCACGGCUGCUACGGUCGGUGUGGAUUAUUCGAUGAAAACCGUGAACCUGGACAGCAGCCAGGUGGUGCUGCAACUCUGGGACACGGCCGGACAAGAAAGGUAUCGCAGCAUCACGAAACAGUUCUUCCGGAAAGCCGACGGUGUCAUUGUGAUGUAUGAUGUAACAGCACAAGACACCUUUGUGUCUGUAAAGCAGUGGAUGGUGAGCGUAGAGGAGGCAGCUGGGGAGAACAUUCCCGUCCUUUUGCUUGGCAAUAAAAUUGACAAGGAAGAAGAACGAGAAGUUCCUAAGAGAUUGGGAGAACGCCUAGCCAAGGAUUACCAUUCAAUUUUUUACGAAUGCAGCGCCUUGACGGGGGAGAACACCAGAGCAUCUGUACUGCACCUGGCCAGGAUUUUAAAAGAACAGGAAGACAACGUGAAAGAAAAAACUAUUCAGCUGCAGCAACAGCCUAAGAAAACAACUUGUUGUUCCAGACAAUAAAGCACACGUAGAACUCCCUUUAAUAAAUAAACACAAUCGUUU